This is a messenger RNA of Tyto alba (common barn owl), 3623 nucleotides long. RefSeq names its product phosphatidylinositol-4-phosphate 5-kinase type 1 alpha (gene PIP5K1A). Gene Ontology annotation, biological process: phosphatidylinositol metabolic process. The transcript has 16 exons. Gene Ontology annotation, molecular function: phosphatidylinositol kinase activity. NCBI's taxonomy places the organism in Eukaryota, Metazoa, Chordata, Aves, Strigiformes, Tytonidae. The record is from RefSeq and is a predicted model, not a curated record. The coding region runs from base 304 to 1956 and encodes 550 amino acids.
GCACUUGGCCCUCCCAGCUCUAAUUAAGAGGUGGCAAUAAUCCUGCAGAGCUGUGUACGUCCAUCGAAGAGGGGAGGUUGCAGAUCCCACUGGGAAGGGGGUCCUGGCUGUCGGUGUGCAGCCGGAGGAGCGCGGCAGAGCAGACCCCAGCCUGCAGCACCGACACAAAGCUGAGUGUGGCUGGCGAGCAGUAAGCAGGAUAGCAUUUCCUUGUGGCUUGACAGGAAUCCUCUCUGCUGUAAGAGGAGAAGCUGAGAAGAAAUCAGCUGAUCAUCUACAUUCAAAAAAUCACUCACCCCUGAGAUGCCAGGUGGUUCUGGGCAGCCAGGCUCACAGACGAUAAAGAAAGGGCACAGAGGAGUGGACUCCACGGGCGAGACUACCUAUAAAAAGACGACAUCAUCUGCCUUGAAAGGUGCCAUUCAGCUGGGCAUUACACACACAGUUGGAAGCUUGAGCACCAAACCCGAAAGAGAUGUUCUCAUGCAAGAUUUCUACGUAGUAGAAAGUAUUUUCUUCCCCAGUGAAGGGAGCAACCUGACCCCAGCUCAUCACUACAAUGACUUUCGGUUCAAAACCUAUGCUCCAGUGGCCUUUCGCUAUUUCCGGGAGCUCUUUGGGAUCCGACCAGAUGACUAUCUGUACUCGCUCUGCAAUGAGCCACUCAUUGAACUUUCAAACUCCGGGGCCAGCGGAUCCCUCUUCUACGUAUCCAGUGAUGAUGAGUUUAUCAUCAAAACGGUUCAGCACAAAGAGGCUGAGUUCCUGCAGAAGCUGCUGCCUGGCUACUACAUGAAUUUGAACCAGAACCCAAGGACGCUGCUGCCAAAGUUUUACGGCUUGUACUGUGUCCAGGCCGGAGGCAAGAACAUUCGCAUCGUUGUGAUGAACAAUCUGUUGCCACGCUCUGUCAAAAUGCACCUGAAAUACGACCUGAAGGGCUCCACCUACAAACGCCGAGCAUCCCAGAAGGAGCGAGAGAAGGUCUUCCCAACAUACAAGGACUUGGAUUUUAUGCAGGACAUCCCAGAUGGCCUCUUCUUAGACUCUGACAUGUAUAAUGCCCUGUGCAAAACGUUACAAAGAGACUGUUUGGUCCUGCAGAGCUUUAAGAUCAUGGAUUACAGUUUGCUUGUUGCGAUCCAUAACAUCGAUCUGGCACAGAGAGAGCACGCGAUGGCAGAUGGGACGUCCCAGGCGGACACGCGGCGACCCGCUGCCCAGAAGGCUCUCUACUCGACAGCCAUGGAAUCCAUCCAGGGAGAGGCCCGGCGAGGUGGCACCAUAGAAACAGAUGACCAGAUGGGGGGCAUUCCAGCCCGCAAUGCGAAGGGGGAGAGGCUGCUGCUGUACAUCGGCAUCAUCGACGUGUUGCAGUCCUACAGGUUUGUCAAGAAGCUGGAGCACUCUUGGAAGGCCCUUGUACACGAUGGGGACACCGUAUCUGUGCACAGACCCAGCUUCUACGCCGAAAGGUUCCAACGGUUCAUGUGCAACACAGCGUUCAAGAAAAUACCGUUAAAGCCAUCCCCUUCGAAGAAGAGCCGGUCUGGCACAACAGUCCCUCGGCGGAGCUGUCAGGGAGGAGUGCCUUCCCAGUCGCACAUGUCGUGCGAGACAAAAGCACAAGUAACGACAGAGGUGGAUGUAGAGCAAGGUUCCCACCUUGGUCGCCCAGAUCUGCUGCCCAGGACCCUGCCGGUAGAUGAAGCUAACAGCGAUUCCAUCGCAACAACCCUCUCCACUUCCUCCUUGGGCAGCGGCGGCCUCAACUCGCCCGCAAAUAGGUCAGUGGGCGUACAAGUGCAUAAAGCUGACAGCUCAGCAAAGGAUUUGACUAGAACAGCUCCCGGCAUCUUCCUGUCUAGCGGCUCCCCAGGGCCUUCCAUACCUGAGCGCUCCGCAGAGCUGAGAGAGCAGCUCGAAGACCUGCAAGAGACGGAGAUAAGCUUUUGAAGCAACACCAAAACUGCCGCGAAGGAAGCAGAUUGUUCUGUGCUCUGCGUGGUCUGUGGAGUCUGACAAACGUUCAGCCCCUGUUGCUGAUUUCUUCUUUUUCUUUUUUUUUUUUUUUUUUGUUUUGUUAAAGUAACCUUAUCUGGACAGAAACCUAAAAGCUGGAAGGCUGGGCUACACUUAGUGGGAUACUAUUAACAAAGGCCGAGCCAGCACAGCUGAGCCUCGGACACCUGGAAGUCUCCUUACAGCAGAGCCCACCACCGUGUCCCUGCCGGCCUCCUCCCUUCAGAGCCUGGCAGCAGCAAAGCCGGCGGUCGGGAGGAGGAGGAGGAGGAGGAACAACUGCUCCGUGUGGGCUGGAGCCCUCUGGAAAAGGGAUCUGACUUUCAGGGAGUGAGCUGCUUACGGUGCCGACACCACAGACCUUGCGAGAAUGGGCGACUCUUCGGAGUUACUGGGGGGGAAACGGGCGUUAGAGCCUCGUUGGGGCAGUUUGCGACAGAGCAAUGUGGGUUUAUUUUGUAUUUUUAACAAGUUUUUAAUUUAAAUGUUUCUCUGGAUUCAGUCAUAUCACUUAUUUUUAGUCCUGCAAUGUAGUAAUUUUUUUUUUUAAUAAAUAGGUUUUUUUUUUCAGUGUUUCACCAGAAAGUACCCCAUGUGAGAGAGGCAGAAAGGGGGAGCAGGAGCUGCACUGACUGUGGACGAGCUCCUCUCCCCCACCAGCUGCUCCGGGCUGCCGCAGCCGCCUCCCUUUCCAACCUGGCAUCGCCCCGAGACAGCGAGGAGCAGAGCUGGGAGCUGCGCUGUGUUGCUCAGAGGACUUUGAAUGUGCGAAGCUUUUAAGACGUCGGGGAAGUUUUGGAUUGCUUUGCCCCCUGGUUUUUAAACGAAGCCCUUUCGUCCCUUCCCCGCCAAGCAGGGAGCCGCAGGUGAAGGGAGAUCUUUGUAAGGGGCACACUUUUUUAAAAGUAUUUCUUAAGCAAACGGACCAAACCCAGCCUGCUCCGGUCCCUUCCCCUGCCCUCCGUCCUGCUGCGGGCAUGUGCAAAACCCUUCCCGUUUUUAUAGCUCGGCUCCCUUUUGAUAUCUCACCUGUAUCGUAGCCGCAGUCGACACCGGUGCUCCCAGCGGCUUGAAACCAAGAUCCCUACGAAAUGGGACAGACUUCUGCCUCCACAAAAGUACGGGGUGUUUUCAGUCCGGUUUUAAACAAAAUAAUAAGCUGAAAGGAGGGAUUGUUCUGCUGCCAUUCUCCCGCGGUGACGCCUGGCCCACGCCGGCUGCAGACGCUUCUCUAGAGAUCUCAGAGCAGAUGUUGGACUGAUCUUUAUUUUCACGAAAUGCUUUUUUUAAAGAAAUGAAGUGACUCUUCCCCGUGUUCCUGAUGGGUCAGAAUCCUCCAUUCUUUUUUAUAUAUAUAAAAAAAAAGUAAUUUAAAGCUUGCCCUUGUGGUAGUGCAAGGGGUUUCUAUACUAAUUAGCAAUGAUUGCUAAGGAAAAGAAGAAUGUAGUGGUGUAGAAAGGGAUUUUUUUUAGUUGAUGUUUCAGAGCCAAUUCUCUUCCCACCUUCCACUUCAACCUUUUCAAGUGGAUGCAACGCAAGCUGAUUUUUUUUAAGAAAAAGCAUAUUUUUUUUUUUAAUUUUUUUUUUUUUUUUUUUUUUUU